Poecilia latipinna (sailfin molly) is the source of this 4708-nucleotide messenger RNA. RefSeq names its product XK, Kell blood group complex subunit-related family, member 9 (gene xkr9). Gene Ontology annotation, cellular component: membrane. NCBI's taxonomy places the organism in Eukaryota, Metazoa, Chordata, Actinopteri, Cyprinodontiformes, Poeciliidae. The coding region runs from base 2208 to 3392 and encodes 394 amino acids. The transcript has 3 exons. The record is from RefSeq and is a predicted model, not a curated record.
UUUUUAAAGUUUUUGUUGCAGAAGCUAACAAAAAGAUUUAGUUUUUAUAGACUUCUUCAGAGAUUCUCACACCAAGGUCACCUUUCCAGGAAGUUAUUUAGUCAGUCCAGUCCAGUCCAGAGUGUCAUGUUUACAAACCCUCAUCGCCUCUGGCGAUUAGAUGCUGAUAUGACAGUAAAAGUAUGUAAGUAUGUGAUAAGGAUCUCACACAUUUCAAGCUAAUUGUCAAACAAAAACUUUAGAAACUAGCAUAAGCCUGAGGAGAAAUUUAUUAUAAAGAUUUUUUUUUUUAAAAAAUUGCAAUGUUAUGGAGAUAUACUUUUGAAUCUGUUGUACAAUUUUGACAUAAUGCUGAUGGAAUAAAACAUAGGAAUCCACCGGUUGAAUCUGAAACAAUUUAGCUGUGUGUGUUCUAAACCCUUAUAAAGAGUAGAUAUGCAGGAAGUAAUGCAAUGCAAAACCAGGGCCAAGCACAAGCGAACUGACCAGCUGCCUAUCGCCCCGAAUGUGGAAGUACAUGUGUAUGUCACGCAUACAGCUGGCUCAGUCCUCACAGGACAAAUAUGAAUCAAUUUGAUUUCCAGUUCUAUUUAGGACUUUGUCUAGGCUAUUUUAAGACAAGAACACCAAUUCUGUGUGUUCAGCUCUGGUUCUAUGUUUGAGUUUGGCGAUCUAUCCAACUCUGUUGCGGACAGUUUCCUUGCACGAUUGCCCUGGUCAUCUUUCCAUCAAGCCAGAGCAGCUUCUCUGUCUCUGACACAGAAAAGCAUCCCCACAUUGUGAUAAUGCCACCACCAAAUUUUGGAAGGCACAAUAAACCGAAUCAUGGCGUUUACAAAGGAAACAGUGUUUUAGGAAGUUAGAAAGCCACAGUUUAUCUAAGCUGCAUAGCAGCAUGAGGCUUUUAAGUGUCCGUAAGCAGUUGUUCUUCUUCAAGAAUUGCAUUUUAUUUUAAAGCCUAUGAGAGUUCACCUUCGGGAAAACUAGACUUACUCUGAAAUAUGUUCACUUCCUUUAAUAAUCAGUCAUUGUUCAUGAGUUACUUUUGCUCUCUGAGCAAUGAUUAAGCUCAUCUUGUUGGUGACGUUUAAACGGACACAGACAUGCGAAGGGGAAGUGUAAAGAUCACGCUCCCACAACCACCGCACCUUCAUAGGAAUGACAUGUAUUAUGUAAUUACAAAUGUCUGCUCCGAGUGUUGAUUUGUUUACUGGUUGCCGAGGUGGGGCUUAGCACAGGUUUCAAGGAAAUUAAAAAGAAAAAAAUGCAGGGAGUGUAAUCUCCAGCUGUGAUUGUGUGGAGCGCUCUGCCAUAGAUGUUAUGUCUCUGUAAGUUUACUUCUGUUUUUCUUAUUUCUUAUAUGUGUUUAGUCAUUGCGAAAGUAACAAUUUUGGGGUGUCGUAUUGCUUUUCUGUGUGUGUGUGUUAACUGCAGCGUAGCUCGUGAUUAAGUUAAGAUAUACGACUUUCUUUCUAAAAAGGAACGUAAUGAAAGUACAACAUACGAAGUCAAAAGAAGAAAAUAUGUUUUAGGGAAGGAAACAUUUGCUUAUCUUUAGUUAGCUCUGAAUUUGCCUCAGUUUUCAAUAAAGCUACCAAUCGGUCAAGGCAGUAUUUUAUUUAUCCCUGCUCCUCAAGGUAAGUUGUGCUGCGUGUUUUAGGGAUGUUUCACUACUUUAACACGCAUUGAUUUACAUUGAAUGUAGUUCAGAAAAAGCCUGUUAAUCAGCUUUCUACUGAAAUCAGGCAUGCAAAAGCAGGGAAACAUCUAAAACAUUUAGAUUUAACUAUUUAGAGUCCUGAACUUUGUGCUAUAAUUUGUUUCUCAUGUGUGAUUAAUUGUGCUUUCAUUCAUAUUGAAAGUGCCAUAUGCCAGUCAGUCUGAUAAGAUACAUAUUUUUUAAUGACCGAUUAACAAACAGGAAGAUAUAAAAUAAGCCGAAAAACAUAUAAACUGACCAGGAUUGCAAGGCAUCUGGAAUUUUUUGUUUUUGUUGCUAAAAUAAGGAAAAUAAUUGUUUUGCAUCAUUGUAAAUUACAAGUGUUUGUAAUCAAUUUUACUUGUCUAUCUUUUCCAGAGAGAUUUUAAAGCCACCUGUGAUGAUGACACUCGCAUGCUACGAAGCUUACCAGAACAGGAACUGAGACCGCUUCUUCGUCCUCGGAACCAAACAGGAGCAGGAGUGCCAACUUUUAAAAGUGAUAACAAUGGAGCAGUCAGAUAAGCAGUUCUCCAUUUGGCGGUGGCUCUUAGCUCUGGUGGGACUAUUCAUGUACCUAGGGGACAUUGGCACAGAUACUGCACUGGUUUUUACAUAUUUUCACGAAGAGCACUAUGUUUGGAGUGGACUGACUGCACUGUUUAUAAUCACUGGGCUGACAGUAAACCAGAUCUUCAGCUACGCCUGGUUUUUAGAAGAUAUGCAUAAAAAUGUCAUGGACAGCAAACCAAAGCGAUGGUAUUUAGUCCUGCACAUAUUUGGGAUGGGAAUCCUCCUCAGGUCUUACCACCUGCUUAAACAAGGAUACAAAGAGAUUUGGGGACAAGAAACGUCACACAAUCAAAGGUCUCAGAAUGGAUAUCUGAAGAAAGGUUAUGAGGAGGGGUCCAGUAAACUGUUCAGCGACACUGCCGAUCUGAGCAUGUUGAAGCUUUUCGAGACUUUCCUGGAGAGCGCGCCUCAGCUUCUUUUACAGCUGUACGUACAUCAAAACCAUGAGGAGUGGUCGGUCUUACAGUAUAUGUCUAUGGUCUUCUCUUUCUUUAAUCUGGCAUGGUCUUUGGUGGACUAUCGGAUCUGCUUGCGCAAAUCUCUUCCCCAGAGCCGGGAACUGCCCUCAGCCCUCCCCACAACUGUCUACCUGCUCUACAAGCUCUUCACCAUCACUAGUCUCAUUCUCAGCUACAGCCUCCUCCUCAUCCUCAGCGUCUACAGCACAGUAGGCUUUACUUCCCUCUGGCUGCUGGGAACAAUAAGGGCCCACCAUCUUAAAACCAACUUCUGCAGUUCAGGAGUCCUUGAGCUGCUGUACCGUGGCGUCAUCGGCGCCGUUCUGGUUUUUACCUUUUUUAACGUUAAAGGACAAGACACCAAACGGGACAUGACCGUCUAUUACUUUUUUUGGACCGUUAUUAAUUUCUCAACUCCUUUAUUGAUGUUCUUUUUAAAGCCAGAGUUGAAGACAAUUACAAUUUUCUUGGUGGUUAGUGGUGUAAUCUAUGGCGGUUCAUUGCUGGGGCUGAUUUUGCUGGUGUUAUAUUAUCGCUUCCUGCACUCUAAACAGGAAGCGAAAAAACAGUAUGAUGAGGUGGAUGGAUUGGAAAACGUGGACGGGCAGGAAAAGGAGACGACACCUUCAACAAGGAGGACAAGGGAAUUCAUAAAACCUUGACAGAGGUUUUUUCCCACCAUAUCAUAAAGAAGGGCACUCCACAUCAUAAUGCAGCCACCGCCAUGUAUUAUUGUUACAUUUCAUGUUUUAGUUGUGUUCAGACUUGUUUCCAUGUCUCAAAUCAAGAAAUAUGUGAAAAGGCGUGAAAGGAACCAAAAAAAAGCAAGGACGAGGCAGUGUAGAGUACAACUGAAAGUUGUUGAGGUUUGAAGAUUUUAGGUGUGAUUUGGGGGAGUUUACAAAUCAGCACACAAUAAGAUUUCCACCCAAAGAAGUCUGCAGAAAUGUUGUCAAUUUUCAGUUGUUUAGAGAUUUAACCGGCAUUCUAUGCAGGGAUUUAAAAGCUCUCUUCCUGAAAUUCACCGCAGUGGAAAACGACCACUUGUGGACACCACCCGUCAUGCCACUCAAACUCAAACUACAGACAGUUUCCCCAUGACAUGUUCUUUGAUCCUUCAAAGUUAUUUCAAGUUAGUGCUACUGAAGGUGCAUUAAGAUACCAAUACACAGCAGAACCCUGGUAUUUGCAAAGUUACAGUGAUGCUUUCAGAGGCUCACAUUAAGAGUGCGAGCUGAGCAAGCUGUGUGGCUUUUAUACUUGAGAUGUACUUUGCUGCAGUAUUCUCUGAAAAUGAUCCCUCAUAGAGGGUUUAUAUAGACGCCAGUGCAGAUGAACCUACUCUGCAAGAUCACCCUCCAAAUUGUACAGUUUGAGUGAAAGGUGCUGCUCGCUAAAAUAGGUGCUGAGGUACAAAAAUUCAGAGGUGCAAAACAGCACUCAAGGCCAACUCGACUAUAAGCCCAGCUUUAGGAACCAGCAGUCCAUGAAUAACUAAAAUCCAUGAAUUCUUGAGACCCUCUCAGAACAGGCUUAUAAUUGAAUUUCUUAAUGCACAUCAAUAUGCAAUAGUGGGAACUGUCUCAGCACUACCGCAGGAGCAAGCAUCCAUGGCCUUUCCUGUUUUCGCUCCUGGGCAUACAGCCAAUCAGUACCAAAGAACAUAAACUGGUGCUCCUGGUUUGGUUGCUUUGUAAUCACCAGCCAAUAGUGUGCCAACUGGCAUUGCACCCAAGUAUUUCAGCUUUCAAUUGUCAUCUUCAUUUAAAAAUCUUAGAUUUGCUCAAUGAAAAUGUCAGCAAAUAGGGAGGUUUUCCACAAAUAGUAGGGAGUUAUGUUACACCUUCACCUGUUGUGAAAGCUUGAAUGGCUUUUGUACUCUUGAAAAAAAAUGUAAACUCAGACUGUUUUGGUAGGGAAAAGACGCGUUUUUGUUUAAUCCCAGUUUUCUCUUGUUUAUGUGCUUGUUGGGAUAUUU